AUGCCUGUUGUUUUGGUCCGCCCAGCCAAUCGGACGCGGCGGCUGGAUUCUACGGGAGCCGGGAUGGGCCCGUCGUGGCGGCAGCGGGACUCUCCCUUACCGACCAUAACGCAUUGCGCAAGGUGCAGCACCGUCCGGUACUCCUGCGGCUUUAACGACCCGGGCAUGGAAGCGCCGCGGCACUUCGCGCCGGGUUUCGGCCCGGAGCAGCAGCAGCAGCAGCAGCAGCGCCCGCCGGCGCCGCUGCACUGCCGGCAGAAGCUGGACAAGGCGAGCCUCCUCCUUCAGCAGCAGCAGCAGCAGAGCCCGUGCCUCCAGUGCAACAACUGCGCCUACUACGGAGCUGCGGCGGCGACCGCCGGGGAUAACCUGCCGCUGCUGCUCCGCGCCUCCUCGCCGCUGUCGGGCACCUUCCGCACCCGCUCCUCGCCGCUCUCGUCUGUCGCCUCCUCCCGGCAGGGCAGCCAGCUGAAUGUCAGCGAGCUGCCCUCCAGUCAUGCUGGCGCAGCGAGGCAGCCUUCCCAGCACGGUCCACACCACCAGUGCCACAGCCUGCAGCAGGCGGCGAGCCCCGGCAGCAGCGGCAGCAGCGGCAGCGCCCACCACCACCAGCAACAGCAGCAGCAGCCCCAGCAGCGCCGGGAGAGCAAUCCCUUCACCGAAAUAGCUAUGAGCAGCUGCCGGUACAACGGCGGCGUCAUGCGGCCACUCAGCAACCUGAGCUCGUCCCGCAGGAACCUGCACGAGAUGGACGCUGAGUCCCAGCUGCUGCAGCCGCCGCUCUCCAGCCCCAACGCCGCCGGCCCGGAGGUCGUGGUCUCCAAGCCCGAGCACAACAACUCCAACAACCUGGCGAUCUACGGCCCCGCCGGCCCCGGCCCCGGCCCGGGCGGCCCCAACAACGGCGGGAGCAAACCCGCCAAGAAGAAGAAUCAGAACAUCGGCUACAAGCUUGGGCACCGCCGGGCUCUGUUCGAGAAGCGCAAGCGCCUCAGCGACUACGCGCUGAUCUUCGGCAUGUUCGGCAUCGUGGUCAUGGUCAUCGAGACCGAGCUGUCCUGGGGCGCCUACACCAAGGAAUCGCUGUAUUCCCUCGCUCUGAAAUGCCUUAUCAGCCUCUCCACGAUCAUCUUGCUCGGACUCAUCAUCGUGUACCAUGCACGGGAGAUCCAGGUCAUUGUGAAGAUAAUGCCUCCUGUUUAUUUCCAUGGAAACUACAGCAGAUACAAACAGCACGAUUACAUUAUUUAAUACAGAGAAUUCCCAGCUACAAAACACUUUCUCAACAUAGCUACCACCAUUAGCUAUGUAUUUUUGCCAGCAAUGAGCAACAGCCUUCAUGAUGCUCUUGUAAAAAUCUGCCUGAGCGGAGGUGACCCAAAGCCAUCGUCAGCUGAAACGGAGCACCCAUCGCCUCACUGUGCUCACAUCCAGUGUCUGGUCUCCAUAAAUGUUCAGCAAGCAUCAAUAU
Centrocercus urophasianus (Greater sage-grouse) is the source of this 1471-nucleotide messenger RNA. Its product is annotated as small conductance calcium-activated potassium channel protein 2-like. Gene Ontology annotation, cellular component: plasma membrane; neuron projection; neuronal cell body. Gene Ontology annotation, biological process: potassium ion transmembrane transport. Gene Ontology annotation, molecular function: small conductance calcium-activated potassium channel activity; calmodulin binding. The coding region runs from base 1 to 1251 and encodes 416 amino acids. The record is from RefSeq and is a predicted model, not a curated record. The transcript has 3 exons. Lineage: Eukaryota; Metazoa; Chordata; Aves; Galliformes; Phasianidae.